AUGAAUGUGGAAGAUAUAAGAAAUGAAUUGAAUGAAUUACACAAAAAGCAAGCGGAUAGUCUUACAAAAAGGAAGACUAUUAUUAAAGAGAUUAAGAACUUCUCAUUUUAAAAAUUAGAUCACAAAAGGAUAAAAUUAAAUGAUGGAAAAGAAUAGAAAGUAUUUCAAAUAAAUCUUGUGGGUGCAAAGGAAGAACGUGCAGAAAAGUAAAAGUAGCUUGAUGAACAAGUACCCACUACCAUGAAAGAGAAGGAUAGACGUUUAGCAAAAUCCUUAUUAGGGAAUCAUCUCUAAAGGGCAAAACAAGACUUGAUGGGUGAGAAAUUGAAGUUGGAUAAAUAAAUAGAAAUAAGUAAGCGAUUAGAUGAUAGAGACAAAUAGGAUUUGCAAACUCUCAAGGAAGAUUAAAAUAAAAAGAAGAGUUAGUUAGUUAAUGAGAGGAAGUAAUUAGAGCGCGAUUUGGCUGCUGAUGAAUAUAAAAGAUAGGUUCUAUUACUCGAACUAUAAAUUAAAAUAAUGAGAGAUUUUUUUAUUACCAAAACGUAUCCUCAUAUUUUAUGGUAGCCAGCCAAAACCAAUGAGGGUAUGAAUCCCCUAAAAGAAUAUAGUACUGAAAAGUUUAAUGAAAUGGAAAAGGAUUUAAAGGAAAAAUUGUUGAGGGCAUAUACUAAUUUCACUGAUUCGCAAUAUUAAAAGUUGAAGGAAUAAUAAGUUUAAUAGGAGCACGAAAGUUCAUAAUCAGAAAGUGAGGAGUCACAAGAGAAACAGAAGGAAGAAGAAGGGUAAGAAUGA
Molecule: messenger RNA, 792 nt
Organism: Paramecium tetraurelia
Lineage: Eukaryota; Ciliophora; Oligohymenophorea; Peniculida; Parameciidae
Exons: 8
Source: RefSeq, a predicted model, not a curated record